CCAUACUCUAUGUGUGUUUGUUUAUGUGUAGUGUAGUUUAGUUAUCAAUUCUGUACCGAUUUAUCUUUCUCUUUUUCAACAGGUUCUUAAAUUCAAUGUUUCAUCUAAUAAUUAGUAGCUGACUACAAAAGGCACAUUUAAGAGCCACGUUUGUAUUGUCAUUUUCCCUGUUCUCGUUUUUGUAUUGUUCUCUCUCCCUAUCUAUUCUCCCCUCUCUUCUCUUAGUGGUGUGUUUGUCCCUGUGCCCUUUUAUUUGUUCUGUGCGCCAUGUCAGAUCCUAAGCGGAACCAACUUUUGGACGAGAUCAACUGUCUUGUCAACCAGGCAGAAGACAUGGAUGAACUCCAAAGGCUGCAUGAGGUCACCAGCAUGCAACAAGAGGCAUCAUCCAUCCAGCCUCCAACUGUGAAGUGGAUUAAGAGGGACAGUGAAGGGAACAUUGUUUAUGGGAGGCCAAGAUUCUCCAGAAAGCAAGCAGAGAAUUUCCUUCAAGAGCUAAAGCGCUCACUGGGUGAAGGUUUUGAUGACCAAGAAAAACCACUGCAAGCCUCCAGUGAUUGGUCAGUAAGAAAAAGUCUUGUCUCAGGGUGGUGGGAGAAAGUGAGACCCCGGUUGGUGGAUAAAAUGGUGGCCAAGCAGCAUGUGGCAAGUCCAAUCUGCCAGAAAUGUUACCUCAGUCCAGCCAUGAUCCACUGUUGUGAGUGUCGACCACACCCCUUCCUCUGUGCCCGUUGUGACAUCAGCAUCCACAAGGCUCAAGUCUUCCACAACAGGGACUCAAUUACAGAUGGUUUCUUUCAGCCAUUGCCUCCGACAUCCUGUUAUGUGGAGAAGGUUCUUACCCAGUGUGUGUGUCUUGUACCCAUGGAGAUGCCAGGGAGAAUAUGUAGCUGUCCUCAGAGUUUAAGUGUCAUAACUGGAAAACCCAUUUCUGUGGUUACAAUGAAUGGCCGAUAUGAUCUCAAUUUGCCAGAGUUGAAAUGUGAGGUAUGCCAAGCCACAUGGAGUGCUGGCGUGGAUGAGCUGGUCCAUAAUGACUAUUGGCCCGCUACUUCUCAAUUUUCCACAGUGUAUGCUACAGACAUCCUAUUUUCCUUUGAGGAGUUGAAGAUGGCAGCACCCGGGAUGUCCAGCCAGGCAUUUCUUAGAAUGCUAGAUCAACGAACUGUCCACUUUGGCCGUACUGGAAAGAUCAUAGCAGACAGCUUCAGAAAAAGCUUUUUGGAGUGGGAGGCUGUCCGUUUUGAAGUGGACAAAGUCUUUCGGGAAGACCACUUUAACUGCCCAGCAUGCACCCCAAACAUGCUUGCAGUCUCUGUUGAUGGGAACCGUAAGCACUAUAGAUUCAAGAGUGCAGCAAGAUCAGAGGAACAGUCCAUCUUUAAUGGUGUCUUCAUAGCCAAGGACGAUGACGUAGAAAGAUUCGUGGACUAUGUCCAUUCCUCGACCAACCAUAUCUCUGGAAGAGGUAUCUGUGGGGGACAGUGGUCAGCGGCACGAGAAACAUCACAGAAGUCUUCCAGCAAAGUAGAUGAGGAGAGCCUAGAACUUGCCGUUUGUCGGCAUGGUAAAAUGGAGUGGGGCAUACCAGGAGGGGGCUGGUUUGACUCUUGGGGAGGAGGUGGAGCAGUGUAA
Messenger RNA from Paramisgurnus dabryanus, 1635 nucleotides. The record is from RefSeq and is a predicted model, not a curated record. Lineage: Eukaryota; Metazoa; Chordata; Actinopteri; Cypriniformes; Cobitidae.